Haemonchus placei is the source of this 192-nucleotide messenger RNA. NCBI's taxonomy places the organism in Eukaryota, Metazoa, Nematoda, Chromadorea, Rhabditida, Trichostrongylidae. The record is from the annotation of a GenBank genome assembly.
AUGGGCAUUCUCCUGGUACUCACCAGCAGCGAGUGCCUAUUGACAGUUCCGUCCGCCAAAUACCACCACCAAUUCCUCUGGUUUCCUCGCCUUACUCUCAGCGCAGACUUGACGUCGCCCGACUACUUACAUAAGAAACAAAACAUAAAAAAUGAGCAAUUCAAAAACAUCUUGCCUUCUGUGAUGGAAUGA